AUGUCUGUUAUACAGAGAAAGCUGUUUUACAAAUCGCUUAUAUAUGUGUAUGUACGGUAUUCCUCGCUCCCUGGGUAUAUACGGUAUUCAUCGCUUCCUGAGUAUAUACGGUAUUCCUCGCUUCCUGGGCAUAUACGGUAUUCCUCGUUUCCUGUGUAUAUACGGUAUUCCUCGCUUCCUGGGUAUAUACGGUAUUCCGCGCUUCCUGGGUAUAUACGUUAUUCCGCGCUUCCUGGGUAUAUACGGUAUUCCCCGCUUCCUGAGUAUAUACGGUAUUCCUUGCUUCUUGAGUAUAUACGGUAUUUGUCGCUUCCUGGGUACAUACGGUAUUCCUCGCUUCCUGAGUAUAUACGGUAUUCCUUGCUUCCUGAGUAUAUACGGUAUUCCUUGCUUCCUGAGUAUAUACGGUAUUUGUCGCUUCCUGGGUACAUACGGUAUUCCUCGCUUCCUGAGUAUAUACGGUAUUCCUUGCUUCCUGAGUAUAUACGGUAUUCCUCGCUUCCUGAUUAUAUACGGUAUUUGUCGCUUCCUGGGUACAUACGGUAUCCCUCGCUUCCUGGGUAUAUGCGUUAUUCCUCGCUUCCUGGGUAUAUACGGUAUUCCCCGCUUCCUGAGUAUAUACGGUAUUCCUUGCUUCUUGAGUAUAUACGGUAUUCCUCGCUUCCUGAGUAUAUACGGUAUUCCUUGCUUCCUGAGUAUAUACGGUAUUCCUUGCUUCCUGAGUAUAUACGGUAUUUGUCGCUUCCUGGGUACAUACGGUAUUCCUCGCUUCCUGAGUAUAUACGGUAUUCCUUGCUUCCUGAGUAUAUACGGUAUUCCUCGCUUCCUGAUUAUAUACGGUAUUUGUCGCUUCCUGGGUACAUACGGUAUCCCUCGCUUCCUGAGUAUAUACGGUAUUCCUUGCUUCCUGGGUAUAUACGGUAUUCCUCGUUUCCUUGGUAUAUACGGUAUUCGUCGCUUACUGAGUAUAUACGGUAUUUGUCGCUUCCUGGGUACAUACGGUAUUUCUCGUUUCCUGAGUAUAUACGGUAUUCCUCGUUUCCUGCGUAUUUACGUGUCAUCAUUUUUCUUUACCUUAUCGUUUAUUUAUUUUACAUUCCCAUAAUCUUUCUUACUUCUUUCCGUCCGUCCUUCCUUCCUUCCUUCCGUCCGUCCGUCCUUCCUUCCGUCCGUCCGUCCGUCCGUCCUUCCUUCCUUCCUUCCUUCCUUCCUUCCGUCCGUCCGUCCGUCCGUCCGUCCUUCCUUCCUUCCUUCCUUCCUUCCUUCCUUCCUUCCUUCCUUCCUUCCGUCCGUCCUUCCUUCCUUUCUUCCGUCCGUCCGUCCUUCCUUCCUUCCUCCUUCCGUCCAAAUCCGUCCGUCCGUCCGUCCGUCCUUCCUUCCUUCCUUCCUUCCUUCCUUCCGUCCGUCCGUCCUUCCUUCCUUCCUUCCUUCCGUCCAUCCUUCCUUCCUUCCUUCCUUUCUUCCUUCCCUCCUUCCGUCCGUCCGUCCGUCCGUCCUUCCUUCCGUCCAUCCGUCCGUCCUUCCUUCCUUCCGUCCGUCCUCCUUCCUUCCUUCCUUCCGUCCGUCCGUCCAUCCGUCCGUCCUUCCUUCCUUCCGUCCCUUCCUUCCUUCCUUCCGUCCGUCCGUCCGUCCGUCCGUCCGUCCUUCCUUCCUCUUCCUUCCUUCCUUCCUUCCUUCCUUCCGUCCGUCCGUCCGUCCGUCCGUCCGUCCUUCCUUCCUUCCUUCCUCCUUCCUUCCUUCCUUCCGUCCUUCCUUCCUUCCUUCCUUCCGUCCGUCCGUCCGUCCCGUCCGUUUUUCCUUCCUUCCCCGUCCUUCCUUCCGUCCAUCCGUCCGUCCUUCCUUCCGUCCGUCCAUCCGUCCUUCCUUCCUUCCGUCCGUCCGUCCGUCCUUCCUUCCUUCCUUCCCUUCCUUCCUUCCUUCCUUCCGUCCGUGUCCGUCCGUCCGUCCGUCCUUCCUUCCUUCUUCCGUCCGUCCUUCCUUUCCGUCCAUCCGUCCGUCCUUCCUUCCGUCCAUCCGUCCUUCCUUCCUUUUCUUUCCGUCCGUCCGUCCGUCCGUCCGUCCUUCCUUCCAGUCCGUCCUUCCUUCCGUCCAUCCGUCCUUCCUUCCGUCCAUCCAUCCGUCCUUCCCUUCCUUCCUUCCGUCCGUCCUUCCGUCUGUCUGUCCGUCCGUCCGUCCGUCCGUCCUUCCUUCCCUUCCUUCCUUCCUUCCUUCCUUCCUUCCUUCCGUCCGUCCGUCCGUCCGUCCUUCCUUCCUUCCUUCCUUCUUCCUUCUUCCUUCCAUUUCCUUCCUUCCUUCCUUCCUUCCGUCCGUCCAUCCGUCCGUCCUUCCUUCCUUCCUUCUUUCCGUCCGUGUCCUUCCUUCCGUCCAUCCGUCCGUCCUUCGUCCGUCCGUCCGUCCUUCCUUCUUCUCCUUCCUUCCGUCCGUCCGUCCUUCCUUCCUUCCAUCCGUCCGUCCGUCCGUCCGUCCUUCCGUCCUUCCUUCCUUCCUUCCUUCCAUCCGUCCUUCCUUCCGUCCAUCCGUUCCUUCCUUCCUUCCGUCCGUCCGUCCGUCCGUCCUUCCCUUCCUUCCUUCCGUCCGUCCGUCCGUCCGUCCGUCCGUCCGUCCUUCCUUCCUUCCUUCCUUCCGUCCAUCCGUCCGUCCGUCCUUCCUUCUUUCUGUCCGUCCGUCCGUCCUUCCCUUCUUCCGUCCGUCCUUCCUUCCGUCCAUCCGUCCUUCCUUCCUUCCUUCCUUCCGUCCGUUCCUUCCCUUCCUUCCGUCCGUUCCUUCCUUCCUUCCUUCCUUCCGUCCGUCCUUCCUUCUUCCUUCUUCCUUCCGUCCGUCCGUCCGUCCUUCCUUCCUUCCUUCCUUCCGUCCGUCCGUCCGUCCUUCCUUCCUUCCUUCCUUCCUUCCUUCCGUCCGUCCUUCCUUCUGUUCUUCCUUCCUUCCUUCCUUCCUUCCUUCCUUCCUUCCGUCCGUCCGUCCGUCCUUCCUUCCGUCCAUCAUCCGUCCUUCCUUCCUUCCUUCCUUCCUUCCUUCCUUCCGUCCGUCCGUCCGUCCGUCCGUCCGUCCUCCUUCCUUCCUUCCUUCCUUCCUUCCUUCCUUCCUUCCGUCCGUCCGUCCGUCCGUCCGUCCGUCCGUCCUUCCUUCCUUCCUUCCUUCCUUCCUUCCUUCCGUCCGUCCGUCCGUCCGUCCUUCCUUCCUUCUUUCCGUCCGUCCUUCCUUCCGUCCAUCCGUCCGUCCUUCCUUCCGUCCAUCCGUCCGUCCUUCCUUCCGUCCGUCCGUCCGUCCGUCCGUCCUUCCUUCCUUCCUUCCUUUCUUUAUUUCUUUAUUUUGCUUCUCUUCUCUGUUUUCUUCCUUUGUUCUUUCUUUUCUUUACUUUCUCCCAUUUUUUUUCUUCUUUCAUCUAUUUCAUUUUCUUUCAUUCUUUCUUUCUGUUUUUUUUUCUUUCUUUCUUAG
Messenger RNA from Acanthosepion pharaonis, 3435 nucleotides. The record is from the annotation of a GenBank genome assembly. Lineage: Eukaryota; Metazoa; Mollusca; Cephalopoda; Sepiida; Sepiidae.